Molecule: messenger RNA, 6422 nt
Organism: Anoplopoma fimbria (sablefish)
Lineage: Eukaryota; Metazoa; Chordata; Actinopteri; Perciformes; Anoplopomatidae
Product: E3 ubiquitin-protein ligase DTX4-like
Biological process (GO): Notch signaling pathway; protein ubiquitination
Cellular component (GO): nucleoplasm
Molecular function (GO): ubiquitin protein ligase activity; zinc ion binding
Source: RefSeq, a predicted model, not a curated record
CCCGGGUCCCACUGAGGUUGCGCGUGUGGAGACUUUCUCCUCCGCCCGUGCGCUCCGCCCGUGCGCUCCGCCCAGACUGCCGGGGAAACACGCCCGAGCGGAGGCUGUCUGCGCCGGGCUUGGCUCGUGCUGUCGGUCUUAAACGUGGACGUCUCAGCUUCCGCUCCUCCAUAAGCGACACGCGAUCCUCCGCUCCGUCCCUCCUCUUCCUCCUCCUCCUCCUCCUCCUCCUCACCGACGCAGGAGAGGAGGCCGCCGGACGUCCGCGAGCUCAUAGACGCGCACAGGCCGCCGUAACGCCACAGUAACGCCGCUGUAACACGGGUCUAACAGCGGCAGCCGGGCGACGAGCGUGAUUUCUUCCCCGGCGGGCCAUGCGAGGAGCCCGGGUCUACGCAGAAGAAUGAGUCGCCUCCUGCGGCUCCAUGGCCAGCAGUAACACCAUGCUCCUGGCCUCCGUGGUGGUGGUGUGGGAAUGGCUCAACGAACACGGACGCUGGCGGCCCUACAGCCCCGUCGUCUCCCACCAGAUAGAGGCGGCCAUCCGCAGCAGCGACCCCCGCGGAGGGAGCGUGGUCCUCGGCCAGGUGGACAGCCGGCUCUCGCCGUACAUCAUAGACCUCCAGUCCAUGCACCAGUUCAGACAGGACACAGGAACCAUCCGUCCGGUGCGGAGGAGUUUUUAUGACCCCGCCUCGGCCCCAGGUCAGGGGUGGCAGUGGGAGUGGGAAAACGAUGCGGGCACGUGGACGGCCUACGACAUGGAGGUGGCCAUCGCCAUCGAGAACGCCCACAACCGGCAGCAGCCCUGCCUCGACCUGACACCCCUCGGCUUCUGCUACCUCAUUGAUUUUCAGAACAUGACACAGGUGAACAGACAGAGCCAGAGGUGUCGGAGGCUCCAGAGACGUGCUGACAUGUCCUACCCUCUAGUGUCCGGUCCCCUCCCAAUACCCAAAGGAGGAGGUGUAGGAGGAGGUGGAGGCCUAACAGGAGCCCUGCUGGGUGUUGGGGUGUCAGGGGCCAGCUUGGGAUUUGGAAGCUCUGUCUCCCCAAAUGGGGGCUUACAGGCUACUGGACUGAGCCAGCCUUGUUCCUGCCAGCAGUGCAUGCUGGUCCUUAGUGUGAAGACCAAUACAGGAGGAGCAGGGAUACAGACUCUGGGUAGACGCUCACUAACCAUGCAGCGACCCAGGAACUUAGCACUGGUUUCCUCUAAACCUCUGAGUCCGUCCAAAUCCGCCACUCUGGGUCGAGGACAGCAGCAGAACUCAAACUCCAACUCUAACUACUUUCAGACGCUGCCGCACGGUCUCGCCAUCUCCAGGAACAUCGCGUCUCCGAGAAGGAACGCCCAGCUCUUUGCUCAGUCGUUGGCCGCCCUCACCGCGGGCACCUCCUCUCUGGGUAUCUCCUUGUCUUCUAAUAGGCCGCCUCCACCGUCCCUCCCACCUCCUCAGCCUCCAUCAUCCAAACCCAACCCGAUCCCUCCGUCCAUUCCCCCCAAGCACUCCUCAUCUUCAGCCAACGACUCUGUGCCAACCGCCACCUUGAUUACCCCUGCCAACAACGUGACCACACCCCCCUCCCCUGUGCCCUCUCCGUCGCCGAUGGUGAUGAAGCCGCAGCGCACACUGUCGUCUGCAGCAACAGUGUGCCACGCCCCGUUGCCACAGAGAUCAAGCUUAGCCGGGCUGAGCAGACCUGCGUUACAGAGGAUUGCGAUGGCACAGUCCAGAGCACUCAUAGCAUCAGGUGUGCCCACCGUCCCAGUGAAGAACCUCAACGGAUCCAGUCCGGUUCACCCUGCACUGGCCGGGAUCACAGGAAUCCUGAUGAGUGCUGCCGCUCUGCCUGUGUGUCUGACUAGACCUCCAAAACUCGUGCUGCACCCUCCGCCUGUCAGCAAGAGCGAAGUCAAACCCGUGCCAGGCCUCGGCCACUGCUGCAGGAAGACCACCAAGAAGCAGGCUCGCAAGGGUAAAACUCCAGAGGAGGUGGUGAAGAAGUACCUGCAGAAAGUAAAAAGUCCACCAGAGGAGGACUGUACCAUCUGUAUGGAGCCGCUGGGGGGUCCGUCUGGAUACAAGGGUCCGGUGGGGCCUGUGUCUCGGGCGGAGUCAGUUGGACGACUAGCACAGUGUGGACACCAGUACCAUUUCCAGUGUCUGGUGGCCAUGUAUAAUAAUGGCAACAAGGACGGCAGUCUUCAGUGUCCCACCUGUAAAACCAUCUACGGCGUGAAGACAGGCAACCAACCGGCGGGGAAGAUGGAGUACCACGUCAUCCCUCAUUCUCUACCGGGGCAUCCUGACUGCAAAACCAUACGCAUCAUCUACAACAUACCGCCAGGCCUUCAGGGAGCGGAGCAUCCGAACCCAGGGAAGCCCUUCACUGCCAGAGGCUUCCCCCGACACUGCUACCUCCCAGACAGCGAGCGAGGACGCAAGGUGCUGAGACUGCUCCUGGUAGCGUGGGACCGCAGGUUGAUCUUCUCAGUCGGGACUUCGAGCACUACUGGAGAGUCUGACACCGUCAUCUGGAACGAGGUCCACCAUAAGACAGAGUUUGGCUCCAACCUGACGGGCCACGGCUUCCCCGACCCAGGACACCUGGACAACGUCCUGGAAGAGCUCCGAGCUCAGGGCAUCACAGAGGAGGACGGACCGAUGGAGAAGUGAAAGGACAAGCGAGCAGGGAGGAGGAGCAGUGAAGAGCCGAAGGGAGAAGGAGGAGUAAAAGAAGAGCCCAUAAAAUAACAGAAACAGGAGGAGCAGAAGAGGAGGUCCUGGACUGAAACACACUCUUUCUGCCAGCACUUAACGGGGCUGCAGGGGGACGUUUGCUCUCAUACAAGACAUUGAUUUUGUUUUGCAGAGGGAACCACUUUUCAAGGUUUGGACUGAGUCACUGUCAAUGUCUGUCCAAACCUUUUUCAAGCAAGCACAUCAGCAGAAGUCCAAGGGAGUUUGAGGAAGCAGCAGCACAGAAAGAGGAGGAGGAUAUAUAUAUAUAUAUAUAUAUAUAUAUAUAUAUAGGGCACUCAUGGUUUUAGCUACUAGACAGCCAGGUACUGUGUGAAUGAAUUGGUACUAAUAUUCAGGACAAAACAAGUUCACUUUACUGAGAGAGAGAGAGAACCAGGAGAAGAAGGUCAAACGUUAGAGCAGUUCUAUAAAGACUGGGAGAGAAAGGACAAAGAGAGAGAGAAGUUGGAGCGGUGGGGGAGGGGAGCGGAGGAGGGAAAGCAGGAGUAAUGAAGCAGGAAGAGAUUAAGAUGGCGUAUGUAGCGUAGGAUAGAGGUAGAGUCAAAUUAACUUGUAUGGUACUUUACAGGUGUGUAUUCAGAACACAAUGGAACCAUGAGUGAUGAAGGGAAAGACAGAGGACUGUGUGCUUGCUUUGUUCUACACACCUGCUGGUCUGAGGUGGACGUUUGGUGCUGUUGCUCCCUCCUGUGGUGGUACUUAUGAACUACACCUCCACCUGUUCCCCUUGAGUCAUCCACCUGUGUUACUUUUUAUUAUUGUUGCUAUAGUCUUCAUUUAACGUCACUCCAUACUUUACCUCCUUCUCUUGACUUGAUGGGUUUUUAUUUGACCUCAGCUCUGUAUGUUUAUGAUUGUGUGUAAUGAAAUGACAAAAGACCAAACGGAGGCCUGGUCAUUUAGGCCUACAUGGAGUCUUACUAUUGAGCCACUGUGGUACAAGUUAACCGGAGACACACAGGUACCCGUAUUUACUUAUAUAUCUUUAUUUUUGUCCCUUUUGAUGGUUCAGUGGAGGUAAAUGCUGUGGCAUCCUGUCAACAGUGUGGUAUCAGUGAGAACAGGUGAGGAUUGGAAUAAGAACCUGAUGACGACGAGCAUUUCGCUGGUUGCCUAGAAGUGCUGAGGGUUAAAUGAACCUGGGGCUGGUCGCUCUGCCAGAGAGCCUCCGGAUUGGGCAGAGGGUUGGAGGGACGGGGAGGAUGGAGAGGACAAGAGUUGGUAUAUGUUACAUGCAUGUAACAUAUACAUUUAUGUAUAGUUACAUCAUUUUUACUCCCCAAAAAUAGUUUUAGAUCGAAAAAUAAACCAUCUCAACUGGACUGGCUCCUGAUAGGCUGGCAUUACUCCAAAAUAGCUGACGUCCGUCCCAAUAAGGCCAGUUUUUUAGCACCUGAACCAGAAGGCUGAUGUUGUGGAUUCACCUCAUUUGAACAGGAUCCCUACUCGUUCUGAACAACACCUUCACAAGUCUCCAGUCAAUGAAGUCACAUGGAAAACGAGAGAGAAAGUGAAAUGUGUUAGAAACCUUGUGUCGUCCUUUCAAAUGAUUUCAACAUUCUGCUUCCUUCCAAUGAAUUACUAAUUCAUAAGAGCUCCCGGAAACAGAAACAUCACCAUCUGAAAGGGUUGAAUUCAGGAUCAUAUUAACGUUCACUGGUGGUUUAUGGACGACAGUGUUUUGGUGAUGUUGUAGAAAGAUGCUAGCACAUGCAGGUUGGACGACAUUACAACUAAUGUGGCCGAAACUCAUAAUCCUUCAAAUGAAAAUAUUGGUCACUGCUGUAGUAGUUUUGAUUAUUCAGUUUGUCAUAACUUCUAAGAGAUGCGUUCAUAGAUAAGUGACUGCACGUCUUUUAAAUCACACGUCCAUAUUCCACAUGUAAGUGAGUCCUUGAAAAUGAUCUCUACAAAAGAGUGGGAACCUUCUAGAUCAGAUGAGCUGCUGUGUCGGCCAAUCACUGAGAAUUCUUUUUGAUUCAAUAAAUAUUCUUCUAGCUUUUUUAGGACAAAAUAUCAUGAGGAGCAUUAUUGCUACAGCAGAGGUGUUUGGGGGAAAGCCUAAUUGUAAAGGAUACACAAUAAGCACCCUUUAAUCUUUAAUUGGUUGACCUCAGUUGGAGUUCAGAAGCAUAAUUGGCACCACAACAGUGAGAACAACUCAACUCCUCCUACUCUACCUCUCCUGAUAACACGCUGCCCAGUCUUUGAGUUGGGUCUGUAAAUGACCCCUAUCAUAGUGUUACAAGACCUGUGUGUGUGUGUGUGUGUGUGUGUGUGUGUGUGUGUGUGUGUGUGUGUGUGUGUGUGUGUGUGUGUGUGUGUGUGUGUGUGUGUGUGUGUGUGUGUGUGUGUGUGUGUGUGUGUGUGUGUGUGAGUGAGUGAGUGAGUGAGUGAGUGAGUGAGUGAGUGAGAGACACAGUUAUCUGUGUACUGUGUAUACUACCAACAUGCUCCCAGUUAAGGGUGUUAUUUCGGUACUCCAUGGUGAAUCACAUCAUCAUUUAGCUCUGAUGAUGAUUGAUGAUGGUACUCCCUCCUUCUUUGUUGUUAUUAUUAUAUGUUUUUUUAUAUGAAAUGUAGUUACAUCUUUGUUUUAAAUAGCAUUUUUCUUGACACUAUCAUAGAAACUUAAACUGCCUUUAUUCAUUUUGUAUGUUGAUGUUGUAUUACUUAUGCCCCUUUUUCAUUUGUUCAAAUUGGUUUACAACGGCGAAAUUGUUAAAUACAGUGUCUUCUUUUCAUUGUGUACAGAAAGUUUGGUUGCUUUGUGUCAUCUUUUCUUUAAAAAUGAGUUUGACAGAAGAAAACUUUUAUUUGAGUGUGAAAUGUAAUGAAUUUUAAAAGCAAGUCAAACCCGUAUACGCUUGCUCUCCUGUGAGGUUAAGAUUACUUCUACAUAUCACGUGUCCUGCUGCUGUUCUGCACCCAGCCUUCAGAUGCUCAGCGGAGCUCUCAACAUUUUUGACCCUGGAAGGUUUUGUAGCAGAUGUGUCGAUGGACAUCUCCGUCUCCGUCUUACUGCAUGUCCAUCCCUCUUUUAGCAGCAGAUUGGUUCAGGAUGAAAGUGAUUAUUAUUAUAAACAUUGUCAAGUAAAGAAAAAAAUCACAAGUUGUUGCAGUUUUCUUGCUCUGUUGGUCCAAACACUGCACAAAGACUUGGGAAUAAAACAAUGUUGUAUGAUCAGUAAGUCACUUAUUUUGUAAUUACAAUUUCAUCAGAAAAUCAUUUCUAAACAAUGUACAAGAUUGUAUUUCACUUGCCUGGAUGAAUUGUGAAUGAUUUGGCCAUGAUUUGUUUAUUGCGGGGUUAAAAGAGAUACAUUAUUAACUUUAACGUCAAGAACAUACUGAUUGAUUUAAAUAUGUUGAUUUGUUGUGCAGUGUCUGAAGCCAUGUGAGCAAUGUAGCAAACAGCUAUGUCUGUACCUCACUAUUUCAGUUCCCCAUCACCAUGUCCCCUCCUGACUGAGGGCAACAGCGCCUCCUAGCGUCUGUGGAUCAGAGCAUCAGUCACAUGGUCUCCUGGUUUAGAGGGGUGGGCUGGGAAAAAGGUGAUCAAAGGUGCCGGCAUGGAGAAAGAGCAUCAACAGCAAAGUGUACAAAGUGCUAAAUAGUUGCUGUACGGAUUGAUAGAAGAACAAAAUAAAGAAA